Messenger RNA from Prunus persica (peach), 1920 nucleotides. Its product is annotated as putative ALA-interacting subunit 4. Gene Ontology annotation, cellular component: plasma membrane; endoplasmic reticulum; Golgi apparatus. The transcript is spliced from 8 exons. The coding region runs from base 643 to 1698 and encodes 351 amino acids. The record is from RefSeq and is a predicted model, not a curated record. Lineage: Eukaryota; Viridiplantae; Streptophyta; Magnoliopsida; Rosales; Rosaceae.
ACAAUCCCAAACCCAACCGAAUGAUAAAUAAAGCAAAAUAGAAAACGAGUACGAAAAAUGGAAGGCAGAGAAGAGAACGAGGAAUCCAACCGAUCAGAGGGUGUUGUUUGGUUUGGAGAGAGAGAGCGUGCCUAAGAAUAAACAUAUGAUAUGACUUGGGAGUGACUGAGUGGUAAGACUAGGUCGAGAUUUAGCAAGUAGAAGACCGGUGGUUGCGCGCUUGCGCUCGUGCAAAAGAACGAAAAACCAACCAAAACGCAACACACAUGAAUGAGAUCGCAUCCUUCCUUCCAUUUUCUUCUCCUAACAAUCUUGUACACCAAAUUACGCAGCAACUACCCGAAAAAACAAAGAAAAAAAAUUUAAAAAAAAUCAAAAAAUAUAUCGAAAAAGAAAAAAAGAAAAAAAGAAGAAAAGAAGGUAAGUGUCAAUUUCAGAUUAACAAAUGAAACAAAGCAGGCAUUUUGUUCCUUCCAUGACUCGAAAUUUGUAGUAAGAGAAAGAAAGUUCCCAAAUUUUCAAAAGGGUUCUUUUGCUUUGGCUCAAUUGAUCUAUCACAUUACUCCCCUUAACAAUUUUUCUGUUGUUUUCUGUGUGUGAGUAGUGGGAGUUGUGGCAUUGUAGAGGAAGGGGAUCGUGGAGAUGGAAAAAUUAGGAUCAAUGACCAAAGAAGGAGCCUCAUCUUCCUCUACCAAAAGGAAGUCCAGAAGACCCAAAUAUUCCAAGUUCACACAGCAAGAGCUUUCAGCUUGCAAACCAAUUUUAACACCAGGAUGGGUCAUUUCUAUAUUUGUCACAAUCGGCAUUAUCUUUAUCCCUAUUGGCUUUGCUUCCUUAUUUGCAUCAGAGCGUGUGGUGGAAAUUAUAGACCACUAUGACAAAGAUUGUGUUCCUCUUAGAUAUACGGACGAUAAGCUUGCAUUUAUUCAGAGUAGUAAAACUAACAAGACCUGUAUUAGGAGACUAACUGUUCCAAAACAAAUGAAAUCUCCCGUUUACAUCUACUACCAGCUUGAUCAUUUCUAUCAGAAUCAUCGCCGAUAUGUUAAAAGUAGAAGUGACAGUCAGUUGCGGAGCAAGUCUGAUGAGAAUAAAACAAGCACCUGUGAUCCUGAACGCAAUUCACCAAAUGGUGCAAUUGUUCCCUGUGGUCUGAUUGCAUGGAGUUUGUUUAAUGACACAUACAAGUUUUCAGUGAAAAACAAACAACUGGGGGUCAACAAAAAGGACAUCACAUGGAAAAGUGACCAGGGGAAUAAGUUCGGCUCGGAUGUCUAUCCUAAAAAUUUCCAGAGUGGGGGUUUGAUUGGAGGAGCAAAACUGAAUUCUAGCAUACCUCUGAGUGAACAAGAAGAUCUUAUUGUUUGGAUGCGGACUGCAGCACUGCCAACGUUCAGAAAACUAUAUGGGAGGAUAGAAGUGGACCUUGAAGCUAAUGAUGUAGUAAUUGUAACAAUAGAGAAUAAUUAUAACACUUACAGCUUCGGUGGCAACAAGAAGCUCGUACUUUCAACCGCAAGCUGGAUUGGUGGAAAGAAUUAUCUGCUAGGCAUAGCAUACCUUACUGUUGGCGGACUCUGUUUGUUCUUGGCCAUAAGCUUCAUACUUCUAUAUUUGAUAAAGCCAAGGCCUCUUGGGGAUACAUCCUACUUGUCUUGGAACAGAGGUGCAUCAGGAGGACAUAUAUUUAUUAGCUAGGAGUAUCCACUAGUACAAGGUUUUUCUGGACAAUCUCUUUUGUCAUCAGUGAUAGGACCAGAUCGAGAUUUAUAUCUGUUUCUAAAAACAUCCUACCGUUUUUUUUUUUUUGGGUUUAUUUUGUUGAUAAUGUUAAAAGCACCCAGGCUUGAUCAGUAAGUGUAUAUAUUUCAUUACAGUUGUUGAUAUCAGGAACUUUUCAAGAAGGAAUGGCCUUGCAUA